UCUCCCACCGGGAGCAUAAACUAUACUGAAAGUCUAUAAUUUACGUAACGUAAACUAUAGAGUUUCAGUACAGUUUAUGCUCCCGAUGGGAGAAAACGAACGCAAACACUGAGCGCUCACCAACAGUUGUGUUUGCUGAACGCGGCCAUUGUGUUUGGGGCCUCUUUCAACGCCGGCGUGGCCGCUCUCAACUUUCCCUAUUAUAUGUCUGUGGUGAGAACUGCGUGGCACUGCCACCAACAUGACACAAAUAGUUGAACCAAGUUGAACGAUUGUAGACGUCAAGUGUCAAAAUUUUCAUAUAAUUCGCAUAAAAGGAACAUUUAAUAAGGUUUAUCAAUGGCGGCGAUCGAUAAAGUUAAAAUUGUCGUGGUAGGCGAUUCAGGCGUCGGUAAAACGUCGCUGACACACUUGAUAUGCCAACAGCAACCUAUCGGCAAUCCCUCCUGGACGAUAGGUUGCUCGGUGGAGGUCAAGCUGCACGAGUACAAGGAAGGCACGCCGAAUCAGAGGAGAUACUUCGUCGAGCUGUGGGACGUCGGUGGCAGCCAAAGUCACCAAAACACAAGAUCCGUGUUUUACAAUCCCACAAACGGCAUAAUAUUAGUCCACGACUUAACGAAUCGUAAAUCACAGCAGAAUCUGCAGAAAUGGCUGGAGGAGGUUUUGAGUAAAGAAGGAACUUCUUCAAAGUCCAGGUCGUUCGAAGACUUUGAUCCUGAGAAGUUCGUGGGCUCGACGCAGAUUCCAAUUUUGGUCAUUGGCACGAAGCUCGAUCUCAUCUCGGAGUCCAAUUCUGUAAAAUCCAACAUACACAGACGUUCCGCGACCAUCGCGGAGGAAUGUGGUGCCGAUGAGAUAUUCCUGGAUUGCCGUCAGACGAGAUCCUUGGCGGCGGGCUCCAGUUCGUCCGUGAAGCUCAGCAGAUUCUUCGACAAGGUCAUCGAGAGACGCUACUAUUCCUCCAGGGAAGCGCUCAGCCCCGACAAGCGGAGGCUGCCGGUGUACACUUCCUCGCUCUAUCCAAAGUUUUAUCACAACGACUGAGUACGCCGGGAGCGCUGUACCAGGUCUCGAGGAUCUUAUUUCGCUUUACGCGGGACGACGAGUCUUGUAACACCAAGUGUUAUAGGUUUGCGCGGAUUAAUGCUGCAGUUUUGCUUUAAGGAAAAGAUCAUAGACUCCUAAGAACUAACUCGCGAGUAAACUGCAAUUCUGUACGUAUCAAUUUGCAAUUUCUCGUAAGUUCGUUCUUACGAAAACAAGUUACGCGAGUCUUACGAUCUUGUUUAACUUGCGGCAUAAAGAGUGCAAGGCUACUGCAUUUCUUAUCUACAUUCCUAAUCUUCCUGUGGAAGCGUCAGGUCAUAUAUGCUCUAAAAGAAGAGAGAGAGAGAGAGAGACAACUGUAAAUACAUAGUUGCUUUCCUUUUACAUGAAAACUCAGAUAAAUCUGACUUGUGCCGUCAUAACUCAGUUGAAUGCAUGUUCCUUUUGAUUCUUGAGAAGUGAGAUUCAACCAGAUUUAAGGAUGUAUGUUACUUAAGUUAAAAUAGAGGGAAAAAGCUGAAAUUUUUACAGAAGUUGUGCAUUUAUAUACCAUGAAAACCUGUGAUAAAUUUUGGAUCAAUUGACUGAUUCGUUUUCAAGUUAUUAAUUUUUUAAAAUCUUAUGUGCGUUCCAGACAACACGCUGUCCAAAAUAGAAAUAUAGGGUACCUUUUAUAAGACGUCUUAUGAUGUUACGUGUACAAGAUGUCUUAAGAUAUCUGUAAAAUGUCUUAUAUUCCGAUUUUAAACGACAUAUUGUUUGGAGAUUGACAGGUUAUGAAACAUUUUUCUGUCUGUAUGCAGAUUAUAUAUGUCAGAUUUUUGUUUUUAGCAGUUGGAUUCAUGGCAAAUUCCCAGCCAAAAGUUUUUAACCGCUAUUAAGAAUAUUUAUAAAUACGCUGUCAAUAAUUAUAAAAAGAGGUUGAAGUUAUUUAAAUCAGUAAAAUUAACAUCUUUGUUAUAAUAUUCAAUAAUAGCCAGCCGUUAAAGUAUGCAUACAACCGAUAUAUAUUGAAUUUUUAAGAUUACUGUAUUUUUUGCUGGGAAGGUAUACGUAAUACAUCCUUAACUGAGUUUUUGCACACGAUCAAGGCCGUGUGCUUUAGUGAGUUUAAUAGACUCACAUUAAUGACGUCAUAUCUGAGUAUAAAAUACUCACAUAACUGAGUGACUCAGUAUCACUUAAGUGUAAAAGGAAAGCAGCUAGUAUGGAUAAAAAUAUAUUAAGCCUCGUGUUCCAAGAACUGUGUCCAAGUUCUAUGAAGUCAAUCAACUUGCAUCUUCAACGGAAAAGCCGCAAGUUGAUGGGCUACACAUUUCUCGGAGCUGGAACUUGGACGCAAGGUUCAGGCACUCGAUAUUGUUCACGCGUCUACAUUGUAAAGACGCCGCAUUGUACAUACAAUACUUAUUUUAUAAUAUAACGUUAUGUAUAAUCCGCUCGAUAUCUUGUUAUUGUAUUAACAAAAAUUCAUGUAACUCGUUACGCGAAUGAAAUACAAAUCUUUGUUAAGUCGAUAA
Messenger RNA from Vollenhovia emeryi, 2570 nucleotides. RefSeq names its product rab-like protein 3. Lineage: Eukaryota; Metazoa; Arthropoda; Insecta; Hymenoptera; Formicidae. Gene Ontology annotation, molecular function: GTPase activity; GTP binding. The transcript is spliced from 5 exons. Bases 340 to 1047 code for a protein of 235 amino acids. Gene Ontology annotation, cellular component: endomembrane system. Gene Ontology annotation, biological process: intracellular protein transport. The record is from RefSeq and is a predicted model, not a curated record.